Molecule: messenger RNA, 495 nt
Organism: Protopolystoma xenopodis
Lineage: Eukaryota; Metazoa; Platyhelminthes; Monogenea; Polystomatidea; Polystomatidae
Source: the annotation of a GenBank genome assembly
GGCCAACAUGAGCCCAAAAGUGAGCCGUCCGGUUGGCAGGCGGCCAGACCAGCUCUGGCCGACUGUCCAAACGGAGCGGCCCGAGCACAACCCCCUCCCCUCUCCUUCACCUCCCGUCGCUGGCCUGACCCUCAUUUGGGCUGGUUCUUUGUCCUUUUGCCGUCUUUUAACCCUCCCGUCCGGUUGUCGGCGCUACUUUUUUCACGUCAGCCCGUCUCUUUGCCGACUGUCUACAGUCGGCCAGAAACAUCGAAAUCACCAGCAAAAAACACGUUGCUUGGCGACGCCGCGGAGCAGGUGAUGUACCGGUUCGUUUCACGAUCACACACAAGAGAUGACCACAUUUCGACGUGGACCUCGGCGACUGCUCACCUUCCGACGGCUCAGCCGCUUGCGCGACAGGACUCGAACUCAGGAGUCUUCAAUGACCCGACAAGACGACCAAUCCGUUGGUUCUCUCUGCACCCGAGUGACCUUCCAUCAAGACGGGCUUAA